Molecule: messenger RNA, 321 nt
Organism: Echinostoma caproni
Lineage: Eukaryota; Metazoa; Platyhelminthes; Trematoda; Plagiorchiida; Echinostomatidae
Source: the annotation of a GenBank genome assembly
AUGUUUUCAGAUGUUAAACUGGAUAUUCAAGAAGCUGAAGCGAAGUUGCGAUCCGUUCAGAGGUGUACAUUUCAACUAGAACGUCAGUUAAUAGCCGCACGUGAUAUAGCCACCCGGGAUGAACUGGAUUCUUUAGUGCAUGAACUGAAAGCAAACUACCAGUGGUUCACCGAACCGGUCAUAGCCCCGGAUGUCGGAUUUUCGUCCUCUCACUUUGGUGGGGAAACACGUCCGCCACGAGAAGGCAGCGAUUCGGCGUCCGAAGCUCGCGGUGUUGUGAUUGCUCUACGGCUGGACGCGCGCUCCUUGACAGGAUUUUAG